Molecule: messenger RNA, 3308 nt
Organism: Planococcus citri (citrus mealybug)
Lineage: Eukaryota; Metazoa; Arthropoda; Insecta; Hemiptera; Pseudococcidae
Product: protein TRC8 homolog
Exons: 7
Coding region: 430-2349 (639 amino acids)
Biological process (GO): ERAD pathway
Cellular component (GO): endoplasmic reticulum; endomembrane system
Source: RefSeq, a predicted model, not a curated record
CUUGUCUGCGUCUGUCUGUGUCAUUCACUCACUUAUCGUUUUCGUAAUAAUUUCGUUUAUCGUUCAUCUCCUUUUAUUUUAUCGUUUUCGCAGUACGCUAAUGUUAAUAAAUAAUAUUUUCAUUUCUUAAAAUUAUUCUCCCUCGUGUUUUUGUAAUAUUUUUUAAUACCGUGGUACAGUUUUUCGUACAUCCGUUGGUGAAAAUCGAAAAUCCUUUCUUAUCAGUCAGCAUUUUUAGUGCUCAUUAUUUUAGUCGAAUGUGAAGUGUGUGUACCUACUUCGCGAAAUUUUGUCCCACUUUCGAGUCGUAAUGAAUAUCUAAUAGCUCCGUCUUUCGCCUUGAUUCAUGGUACUUCUUCCUUUGCAUUUUUACAAAUCAUGCUGUUGAAUAAUAAUUCUAUCCAUUGAAAUCCAUUUCCGAAAGUGAAAAUGUCACAUCUGACAGUUCGUUUCAAUACGUUCAUCGAAAGCAUAUUGCGUGUUCCACCGAUAUUUGUUCUGGAUGAAAUUUUCAAAUCUGGGUUCAGUUUUCCAUUUUCACUAUGGAGCUCCGAAGUGGACAUGGCAGCGAAAAAUUUCACCGCUUCUACUAUGAAAGGUGGCUCGGUGGAUCAAUUUUUUUACACAACUUUAUUUCUGACUACGUUGAAAUUUCUCUUAUCAUUUAUCGGUUGCAUUUGUACCUUUUUGGUGGCCAUAUUGAAUAUACGUGAAUUGAUUAUCGUGUACUUCUACCUAAUCUCGAUUUCCAUGUUGUAUUUUUCGUAUCAACAAAACGUCAAGUUUGUCGGUUUCGUCAUUACGCUGGAUGCCGAAAUGAAAUCACCCUCGAUUGAAGAUCACGUUUACAAAGAGUUGUUGUUUUCGCUGGGAGCUGCGUUAUUGCGUACAGUAAUAGUGCAAUGUGUUAUUGGUUUCAUAUAUCAAUAUUUGAAUCCGAUGGUUUUGAAGUAUCGCUGGUUAUCCAAAACAAUCCUCAUCAGUUUCCUGUUUCCUGUAAUUUUAAGCCUACUACCGCUGCCAACGUGGGUGUUGGUUCACGUACCGUUUUAUACGAUGAUGUUACCUGUAGCUGUAUCCAAGUACAUAUUUUGGUCCAGCGUACCUGCCAUGACACAAUAUAUCGUCAGUGGUUGGAGGUUCUGUCGAAAUUUCGUCGUUGGUUUCGGUUUACCAGCGCUGUUAGAAACCGAAUGGUCCAAACUACAUAUACCGGUGGUUUUACGAGUAUUUUGGAUUUUAAGAUUGUUAGAUCAUACGACCAGUUACAUAAUGCAACACGAUAUCGCCAAAAAUACCACAUUAUCGUUCGAUUUCAACGAGACGUCUAUACUUACCAACUACAGCGAACACAUAGUCGUGUUCUUACCUACAAUCAUGCAUAUGGUGAAGUCAUUGCUGAUCAGCGGAUGCGAAACGUUUAUCGCAGUUUUGGGAAUGACCAGCGUUAUAUCGUACAUUUGCCAACAAAUCGGAUACUUUUUUCAAUAUGUGUUACUCAUCGAAGACGAAGAUAAGAAUUUCGGAACAGUGUCCGGUAUCCUGUUUUGUAUUCUGGCCUUGCAGACUGGUCUAACGGGGCUAGCGCCGGAGAAAAGAUUCAUUAGAUUGUGUAGAAAUUUCUGUCUUUUAUUCACGGCCUUAUUGCAUAUUAUUCACGGUAUACUGAAUCCAUUACUCAUGUCGUUGAGUGCGUCUCAUAAUCCUGUCAUGCAUAAACAUAUUCGAGCCUUGGUUGUCAGCGCGUUUUUGAUCAUUUACCCUAUGUGGCUUUUGUUCUACCUUUGGAAAAGUGAUUCGAUCAGUACCUGGUUACUGGCUGUAUCAGCGUUCAGUAUCGAAGUGAUCGUGAAAAUGAUAAUAUCGUUGAUUAUAUACUUCCUGUUUUUGUUGGACUAUUACAGAGAGACAUUUUGGGAAGAGUUGGACGACUACGUAUAUUACAUCCGUUCGUUUGGAAAUAGCGUGGAAUUUUGUUUCGGAAUAUUUCUCUUCUUUAACGGAGCAUGGAUAUUACUCUACGAGUCUGGAAGUGCCAUCAGAGCUAUGAUGAUGUGUAUUCACGCUUAUUUCAAUAUAUGGUGCGAGGCGAAAUCCGGUUGGUCUAUGUUUAUGAAAAGAAGAACAGCUGUGAAAAAAAUCGACACUUUACCCGAUGCUAGGAGUACCGAUUUGGAUAGUCUACACGACGUGUGUUCAAUUUGCUAUCAGAAAAUGAGAACUGCCAAGAUUACUACUUGUAAACAUUUUUUCCACGCUGUCUGCUUAAGAAAAUGGCUAUACUUGCAGGAUUACUGUCCAAUCUGUCACAGUAUUCUAUAUAACCAAGAAGACUCUAAAAGUAGAUGAAAUCUCACUUUUACGCAUCGAAGGAAUUUAAAUUAGGUAUUUUCUCCGCUCAUUCGUACCUACGUAUUUUGAUCGAAGAAUGCGGAUUCAGUCAACGAAUAUCUGCAAGUUUUGUAUAGGAAUAUAACGACGGAUUUUCUAAAUCUUGAUUCAACGAUUUCCCGAAAGAUUCCUAGAUUUUUCGUAUCGAAGUAAAGCUUAUCUACAGCUUCACUCAGGCCCUAAUGACAUUACAUUCCUGAAUUAAGUAUGUUUUAAUGUUAUUGUACCUCGUUUUUCGGGUGCUUUUUUAUUAUUUUUUUUAAUGUGUUAAGAGUUGAAAAUGUAAACGGUGGAAACUGCCUCAACAACGUUCACGUAUAGCACAACGAAUGAGUUUUAGAUGUUACUAUAUAUAAUUUUAGUGUAUUGUACGUGAUAGAAGGAUUCAAUUUGUUUUUUUGAUGUUGAUGAGGUUUUUGAAUUAUUUUUCUUAUUUUUUCUUUUCAUCUGCUCCAAUUUAAAUGGUAAAGUUUGUUGUUUUCAUCCCUUUUACUACCGUUACCACUUAUGGCAGCAACACUAGUGAACAAAAAAAUCACGUGUUGACUAGAUUUCGUCAUUUUUAUUUUAUUUUUUUCACACAAAUGAUUACGUCUUUUUACUUACAUACGUUAGGUGAGAGAGUGAUUCGUAUAUUCAACGAAUCACGUAAAAUUGAAAAUGGAAUUAUCGAGUACCUGUUUAGUUACGUAAGCUGCACGUAUGAUUUUUUAAUUAUUAUUUUUUUUUUCGAAAUGUGAUAUGUGUUCUUUUCGUUGUUUUGUACGUAUUGUAAAUUUCUUCUUUUUUUUUUCUAACUUGUAUCCAUAUGCAUAUUAUUUUGUUCUGUUAAGUUACGUGUUUUAUUUCUGUGAUUUCUUUUUUUUUCUUUGGGGACUUAAAUAAAUUGUGUAUUCAAUUGAUUUUUUAAAAUCGUA